GACGUCAUGGCAAGGGUGCCCAGUCUUCAGUUUGGCGGAGGACAAGUUUGUGUAGCUUCGACAAACUCUACACACCACAGGCGGGGGUAGCAAAUAGACUAAGAAGAAACAGGGCUGUUAAUAACUUUUGGGGGGGGACUGUAAUAUCAACAUGACGUUAUUUCCAGUGUUAUUUAAAGUGCCAUUAUAAUUAAUAUUGUUGUUGGGUUUUUAAAAAAGUAGCGACCAGAGCGAAGUGGAUUUAUACCCGUCACAUUACAAUUAACGGCUUUAUUACUGCGCUGUUAUUUCUGUCAGGUUGGGCGGUUGCUUCCCGUAAUUAAUGAAUAGGUCCAUAUCGCUUUCAAGUGUCUCGUAUCUGCCACCGGGCGGUCUCGCAUGAACUGCGUAGAGGCAGCGACGAGGGGUCGGAGGCUCCGCCAGCAGAGCCGGGCUUCAGGAUGAAGAUGCCGCGGGGAGGACGCCUGUUUCUGGCGACGUGCCUCGGCUCGCUCUUCGUUCUCGUGCUGUACUUUCAGAGCAUCACCAAACCAGCAGAAGCUGGUUUGAAGGCUGUCACCAGACCAGGGAAAAGCAGGACAAGUCCGCUGCAGACGCUUUAUAAUGGAGACCAGCAGCUGGAGCUGUUGGCAGCUCACAAGUCCCUCCAAGGCCGCAGGGAGCUGCUGGAGCAGGCAUGUCUGAGUCACACGAGGAAGCGCCGCGUGCUCUCGCCCGAGGAUCUCAAACACCUCAUUGUUGACGACAUGCAUGGCCUUAUUUACUGCUAUGUACCCAAGGUAGCCUGCACUAACUGGAAGCGUGUCCUCAUGGUCCUCACCAGCGACGGCCGCUACACCGACCCCCUCGCCAUCCCCGCUAAUGAGGCCCACGUCGCAGGUAACCUCCGCACGCUUUCCGAGUUCUCGGUCGCAGAGAUCAACCAGCGCCUUCGCAGCUACCUCAAGUUCAUCUUUGUGCGGGAGCCCUUUGAGCGGCUGGUGUCGGCCUACAGGAACAAAUUCACGCGCAGGUACAACACUGCCUUCCACAAACGCUAUGGAACCAAAAUCAUCCGCCGGCACAGGCCCAACGCCAAGCCGGAAGCCCUCGAGAAAGGAGAUGAUGUGACUUUCCCUGAGUUUGUCCAGUAUCUCGUGGACCCUCGGACGCAACGGGAGGAACCUUUUAACGAGCACUGGGAGCGGGUGCACUCCCUCUGCCACCCCUGCCUGAUCCACUAUGACGUUGUGGGGAAAUACGAGACUCUGGAGCCCGAUGCUCAGGCCGUGCUCAGAUUGGCCGGAGUGGAGGGGACGCUUCAAUUUCCAACGUCCGGCAAGACCACCAGGACAGACGGCCACAUGGCGGCGCGUUACUUUAAGCACAUCAGUCCUUUCUAUCAGAAAAAACUGUUCAACCUGUAUCGCAUGGACUUCAUGCUCUUCAACUACUCCACACCAGAGUAUCUCAGGACUUGAUAAGCAUCACUUGUCCUUUCAGGCACUUUUGUGUUGCUCCCUGCCUCGGAGUGGUCCAUCACAAGCAGAGACUUGACACUGGGACUCUCCAAGGGAAACAGUUAACGGCUGUGGAGAGUGACUGGAUUUUCUGGUUCCAGUAAGUGAAACUAAAAACUGCCUAAGAAGAAGACAGAUGGUGUGUGUGCUGUUAUCUACUGAGUGAGGAUGGAGUUUGUCUUUAGCACAGCAGACUGCAGGUGACACAUCAUCUCUUUACAAACAGAUCCUUUUUGUGUUUGUUGCAAUUUCUUGCCAAAGUUUUGCUUCAUCAAAUUUAGCGAGCCUUGCUUUGACUUUAGUUGGAGUGUUGUAGAGCUGGUGAAAUGUGCCUCAUCAGCAUUUUUCUGCAGCUCUCACUACAGAUUUCUUUUCUUUGUUUUUGCAUCUUCUGAGAGGUAAUGAGCCAGAAAUGAAACUUGAGAGGAGCAGGUUCUCUUCUCACAGGUAAAUGUGCUGACUGUGAAACUGAGCAUAGUGUUGCCGUCUCUUAGGAAGGCCUUUAUUUAUGUCAGUAUUUAUUGUUUUGGAAAACAAGGAUGUCGGGCUCAUUUUUUUUCCAGAGGAAAUGAUUUUCUUUUCUUAAAGAACAAAAAACUUUUCUCUUUCAGAGUCAAUAUCUUUUUGCCGUGUCAGCUUUUGCACAUUAACCGAUGCUAAAACAGAAAACUGUGAGAGCGUACCACAUCAGCCUCCUGCUUUAAAUCUGCACAACUCUCACAGCUCUCGUUCACACCGGCUCCCACAGAUCCCAGAGUGAUUUCCAGUCGUAGACGCUCCCUCAUUCCAGUAAAAGUGUGUUGCCGUCCCUCAUCUAUCGUGUGCCUGUAUUUAGCUCUGAGCAGGUAGGCUGAACAAACAACCACAUAGCUGUGGUCAGGGCUGCGUCCAGCCCAGGACUAGUCCUGGUCAGAGCUCCCCUUGUUGGGCUGUAGGCAAGCACACCAAGGUUUAAUCCACCUACAGUCACCAAACAGGCCUCGUUCAGUAAAUAUGAUCAGUACACUGUUUGACCUUCAUUAACUCUUUGAAGACAGAAUAUGCAUUUAAGAUGGACUUGAAAUAUUUGCCAAAGAUAAAAAUAACUUCUUUAAAAUUCAUAUUACCUCAGAUAUUUCCUUGCAAGCACCAUAAGCGAGAGACAGUUUGUAUCAUACAUAUCUGUUUAUAUCCCAGCAUCCACUUAAAUUAUAGGAAGAUUAGAUUAUGCUUUAAAAAUAACUCCCAAAGGCAUUUCAAGAUGGCUUUAACCAACAAGAAUUGGGCACAAGAGCUAGAAGAGAUUUGGAUCUCCCCUAAACGAAUAAACUGAAAUCAAAACAAACAGUUCUUUGAUUCCUUACAAUAAUCUGAAUAUCUCAGUGCUACACAGUUUAUCAAGAUUAAGAGCUGGGAUUACUUAUUCUUUGUAGAUUGCUGAGACAUGAUCUCAAAACAUCAGAAGCGAACAUUUCAGAAACACACCCACGGUUUGCUCACUGUACACUGAAGCUUUGGCUGUUUAUUCUUAUCUGCACGUCCUUCGGGUUUCUUUUAUAAAGUAUGUUUAAUUUAGUCAGACACGUGCCAACCUUUCUUAUUGUUUUCCUGUAAUUACGCUUUGAAAAGUGCAAUAUUAGUACAUGUUAAAAGCUGUGUCUUUAUUCAAGCCUUAAUUUUGUGCCAUAUUUUAUUUUUCUAUUCCAGCCAUGGAUUACAGGGUGUUCCUUUCUGAUGCUUUCCUGCGUAGCAGUUUGUAAUUUAAGUCGUAAUUUGUAAGAAGCUGCAACUUGGCAAAACCUGAUUACACACUUUACUUUUUUUUCUUGUUUUAUGAUCUACUGCACGAAAUGUAUGUUUCACCUUUUAAUUUAGAAUCUGCUAAGUUUUCAUCUCAGAUGCCCCGACGCUGCUGUGUGGGACACAGCUAGCCAAAGAAACCAUUUUCUGUAGAAAUGUUCUUUGAGUCAGAUCUUUGUCAUUGUGAGUCAUUGUGAAACGGCAAACAGAACACAAUCUGAAAGAAUCUCUCAUGCACUUGUGACACCAAGCUGUGAAUCUGAUAACUGAAGUGCACUUGCUGAUGUGAUAGUGAAUGACUGGUUACCUUGAAGUUUAAAAAAAUAUAAACCCACAAUGACAGCACUGUGUGUGUCUGCUUUAUUAUUAUGACAGUUGUCCUAUAGUUGAACACCAUUUGAACACAGAUGUGCAGAAACUGUAUUUUGCCCUGUUUUUUUUUGGGCGGGGGGGGGGGGUUUGCAGUAGGAAUAGUAAAAUUGCCCCAAACUUUAAAAACCAUACACAUGCUGGGGUAGCAGGACUUUUUUUUUCUUAUUUGUAUGAUAACGCCACAGACAAUCAGAAAUUAGUCUGUUGCUUUUUCAUUAAAAUAGAACUGUUCAUAGCCACAAAGUCACAUUAACACUCACCAACAAUUUUGCUUUAAUCUCCAGACACAUAAGACAGCACAGUGUAGGUAUGGAAGUUUGAAGAACUUAACACAGCAAGAUUAGAAAACAAAGGCGCCUUAAAAAGGCCCUAACAUCAUAACGUGGCAGUGUCAACACUGAAGUACAGUACAAGCUCUGACGAAGAUAAAGCAAAAGAGAAAGAACUGCUGCAACAUUUAAAUACAGAUUCUGUUUUUCUUUUUAAACAUUGAGAUGCUUGUAGACGAGAUUUUAGUUACAACAUGGUUGACAUUUUUGCUUUCAAGGCAACUUCAGACUACUAAUAAAACACAGUGCAAGUUUGCAGUCAGAUGUUUUUGUUCCAGUUGCACUCCAUACUGUCCAAUAGGGCUGGAUGAUACACUAAAAAAGAAAGAAAUAAAAUAGAGGUUUGCUUUCUUGCAAAAAGCUAGAUGCAAAGACUGACCACUCUCAAUUAAAAGCCACUUAGCAGUGAGCUAAGCUGAGCUAAUAGCUAGCAGGUAUUGAAUUAGCAAUUAAUGUUCGUUUUCAUUGUUUAUAGUUUGUAGCUCAUAGAUUUUUAGGCCUCACUCACACAAGCCCAGAGACUAGUGGACAACCCUGUUUUCCCAGUUUCACUACCACUUGUCGAAUAGUUUUUCAAAGUCAGCAUCUUCUGGACAAAUUGCUGAAGACCGCAGCAAUCUGCUAGUGACUAAAGCAAUUACAAGGUGGUUUUCGGUGAAGUACAAUAUACCUCUUUGCAAUCCUUUUCAUGCUAGUGACUGCACACAAUACAGAGAAACCAUCUGCCAGUCGAAUGCACACUGGCAGUUACUGACUGGUCUCUAGGCCCAUAUGAACUGAGUUGAGCAAGCGACGUCACAGUGACCUCUUCACAGCAAUUCACAACUUUUCAGAGAAUACAUGUUUGGCUGUUGCCAGAUGGUUGCAGACUGUGUGACUAGGGCCUUUGGUUAUGUUAGUGCUAAGGUAAAUAGUUAUCACUCUAAAGUUUAAAGCAAGCAAGUAUUUAGCUAUCUUUAACAAGUAGCUAAACUGUUACCAUUGCUUCACUUUAAAGGUUUAGCUGUAAUUAGCAGGUGCUAGCUUACCUAAGCCAGUUAAACUUAUUCUAAGCCUUAUACAUAUAGCUCUAUUGAGCUACACAUAUAAGUAUAGCUCACUAGGGAGCUAUACUAGCGUAAGGUUAUGCUACUUUUAAGGUAAAGAGUGUUUCACUAUUUAAAGUUCAUAUUACAGUAAUUGCCUUUGACAUAGAUAAAUAGUUAGCUUUUUCCAUUUUACAGUUUAAGCAUUUAUCUGGGAUAAAAGGCAGCACUGUGAACAAGCUAUGGCCAUGACUAGAACUUGGGUCCAUGCUUAUAAAAUUACCAAAUUAAGUAAUGUUCCCAUGUUUUUAUCAGUGAUUGUACUCUUUUAACCACUUGGUGCAGUGGUCUGCAGGUAUACGAGACUCCACUUUGGAUCAGAACAUUUUGUAGUUACAAUGCAAAUACCCUCUAAUUUGUUAUAACCUGGCAGACAUCACGCCACCUACUGUACACUACAAGAACAUCAUUUUAUAUGUCGUCCAUGUAAACAUGAAAGGGGGGGGGGACUACUACAACAACCCUGGCUUUAUAACCAGCAACAUCCAUUUAUUGGUCUUCUUAUCCAAAUAUUUUACUCAGAGUACUUUAGUUACUUGCAUUUUUAGAAAUGGCAGUUGAAAAUAAUAAUUUAUUAAAACACUGAACUUUUCCUUUUAACCGUUUUAAAUUAAAUGUGCGUCUAAUUUGGAUCACGGUCAAAAAUUCAAACAGCAGACGUAAACAAUCACAAAAGGUAAAUAACUAAUUUCCUAAAACUGUCAUAUUAACCUUAAUUGUUAUGCGAAUGACAAAGUUUAAAUUGUAUCAUCCAGCCCCUUCACCCACACUGGUUAAGACUCACUUAUGUGCUGGUACAACACAACCUCAGCUGUGGUCUAAAUCUCACAGUAUCACAGUUAAUACACUGAUCUCAGAUGACUAACCCGGGAUUCAAGUAGUACACGUCUAUAGACUAGUUCUUAUGCAUCUAGUGUUUAACAGUGUUACAAUAAAAGCUUUUAGCAAAGACCUAUUAACACUGCAGUACCUCACAUAAAAGUUCACUGAGAAGACGGGUUGUUGACAGAAACGCGUUGAUGUUUGAGGCUUACUCGAAAAGUGCAUGCGUGUAAAAAAAAUGAGAAACUCUCCUUGUGUUUAAUGAGUGCAUGUACACACACAUUUGUGUUUCACUGUUAUUUUGAGACAUCAUGUAAACUCAAGCAGAAAGACGAGAACAUAGUUUGGGCCAGUCUGAUUUAGUCAUCCAUGCUGUGAUGAACUUUUACCGAUUCUAUCCUUUGUGUUUUAUUGAACAUUUAAAUGUGGAAAGUCUGAAUAUAAAGCAGCUUAAACAUGACUUUAACUGUUACGUGAAUUAAAAAGGGGCACAGUGAACACAGGCAGAAUGUGACACCAGAUGCAAAUUCUACCAGCGUGGAUUAAACGUGUCCACAAGAGUGGGAUUUUUCUGAACUCUACUAUUUUGGGGUUUUAAGACAAGACAAAGAAAAUCAAGGAUA
Molecule: messenger RNA, 6509 nt
Organism: Oreochromis niloticus (Nile tilapia)
Lineage: Eukaryota; Metazoa; Chordata; Actinopteri; Cichliformes; Cichlidae
Product: carbohydrate sulfotransferase 11
Exons: 4
Coding region: 441-1460 (339 amino acids)
Biological process (GO): proteoglycan biosynthetic process; carbohydrate biosynthetic process
Cellular component (GO): membrane
Molecular function (GO): sulfotransferase activity
Source: RefSeq, a predicted model, not a curated record